This is a messenger RNA of Aspergillus tanneri, 399 nucleotides long. RefSeq lists its product as uncharacterized. The transcript has a single exon. Lineage: Eukaryota; Fungi; Ascomycota; Eurotiomycetes; Eurotiales; Aspergillaceae. The record is from RefSeq and is a predicted model, not a curated record. Bases 1 to 399 code for a protein of 132 amino acids.
AUGGAUCGCCCCCCAUUGUCCCCGCCUGCUGAACCGACAUCUUCUUCCUCCUCCCGGCCUGUCCCACUAGACUCUUCAAUCCGCACAGCUCCAAUCCAUCCUGAUCUACCUGACAUCCGUGUCCCUGGAGAACCCCUGCCACCAUAUAAGUACCAUCCAGUCACUUGCGCACCGAUUGAUCUGCAGGAUGUUCAGGCCAAGUUAGAGCAAUUGCGCCGGGAAUUCCCAACCCGCGAAGCAGCGCUCAGGGCGCAAGAGCAGGCAGCCAAAGAAGUCAAGCAGAAAAUGGAAGAUGCCGAAAGAAAGCGUGAAGAUGUGCAAAAAUCCAUAGACAAAAAGAUCAAAGAGAGGAACACGGAGUUGAAAGUUCUGUCGAAGUAUCAAGAAGUCAAAUCAUGA